AUGCCCUAUCCAAGGAACAACGACAACGUGCUCGUCAUAGACCUCACCGGCGGCGAUUACAUUCCUUCGAACAACAUCUCCACCCGCAGCAGAGGAAAGCGCGCGAGAACUCAACCCGUCAUGGAUGAUGCUUCCAAUGGCCACAAACCCUCUAGCACCACCGACAACGAGGUCAUCUUCGUUCGCAGCAGGACAAAGCACACAAUGACGCUGAUCGACCUUACGAAAGACGGCUGUACUAAAUGCGAGGACUGUCUCCAGAACGACACCGGAAUGUUUCGGUUCGCAGGUUGCGGUUGUGUGUGCAAAAGGACCCUCGGCGAAACCAUGUCGCACCGAAGACCAUCAGGAGCGUUGGCCGCCAACCCAACCACUGAGACCCACCUAUGGCCUCGGGAGUGA
Messenger RNA from Anthostomella pinea, 402 nucleotides. The record is from the annotation of a GenBank genome assembly. NCBI's taxonomy places the organism in Eukaryota, Fungi, Ascomycota, Sordariomycetes, Xylariales, Xylariaceae.